Melanotaenia boesemani (Boeseman's rainbowfish) is the source of this 7409-nucleotide messenger RNA. It is a transcript of the gene enah, whose product is annotated as ENAH actin regulator. Gene Ontology annotation, molecular function: SH3 domain binding; profilin binding. The coding region runs from base 589 to 3051 and encodes 820 amino acids. The transcript is spliced from 14 exons. Gene Ontology annotation, biological process: actin polymerization or depolymerization; actin polymerization-dependent cell motility; axon guidance. The record is from RefSeq and is a predicted model, not a curated record. Lineage: Eukaryota; Metazoa; Chordata; Actinopteri; Atheriniformes; Melanotaeniidae.
GGGCCCACAAACAGUCGAAGACAAGGAUCAAACCCUACAUAGAUCCUCCUGAGAAGAGCCAUUCUGGGAUGCUCAGUAUCGCCGUGAUUUCUCCACAACCUCCACCGGAGCGCAGAGAGCGCAACAGCAGCCUGAGCAGGAACAAGAGCCUGUUGCCUGGAUACCUCUGCUGUCGCCACAGUGGCGAGAAGCCAGGACUGAGCUGCAUGAAUGUGUGUGUGUUUGCUGGAUAGAGUCGCUGCCAUUAAAACAAAAUACAGCUGCCUGACUGGAUGGCUCCCUCGCAUGCCCACUUGCUGGCUGACUCGCUGACAUUGCAUGUAUGAAUGUGGAAAGAAUCACUCUGAUACGGGGGCUUUGAGUAGAGCAGGAACAGAGGCUGGCUGUAUGAGGGGGUGACUGGCAUCCUGAUUUGGAUAAUGAAGACAGCAGAUUAGUAGAACGAGAGAAAAAGCACAGAUUAUUUUGACUACCAAGUGAAAAAGGGGAGGCAGCGGGGACAAGACCACGAGAUAGGAGAGCUGAUGUAAAGCAGUAACGGGUGCAGCAGACUGGCUUACUUCAGCAGCUCACAGGCUUUGUGAAGCCAUGCAGAUCCAGUCCUCUGCUCAACAGUCUAACGCCUCCGGCUUCAUCCUCAGUCAGAGAUGUGUACUAGCCUCCAAAAUGGAAAUCCACCGUGAACAGAGUAUCUGCCAGGCGCGAGCCGCUGUCAUGGUGUACGAUGAUGCAAACAAGAAGUGGGUCCCUGCUGGCGGCUCCACGGGCUUCAGCAGAGUUCACAUUUACCACCACACAGGAAACAAUGCCUUCCGCGUCGUGGGACGCAAGAUCCAGGAUCAUCAGGUGGUGAUAAACUGUGCCAUUCCCAAGGGGCUGAAGUAUAACCAGGCCACACAGACCUUCCACCAGUGGCGCGACACUCGACAAGUCUACGGCCUGAACUUUGGCAGCAAGGAGGAUGCCAACGUAUUUGCAAGUGCCAUGAUGCACGCACUGGAAGUGCUCAACUCCCAGGAUACAGGCCCCACAUUGCCUAGACAGGCCCCAUCACAGGUCCAAAAUGGCCCCACACAAGAGGAGAUGGACCUGCAGAGAAGGCAGCUUCAGGAGCUGCAGAGACAGAAGGAAAUGGAGCGAGAGCAUCUGGAACGCGAGCGUCAGGAACGGGAACGCCAGGAGCGGGAACGCCUAGAGCGAGAGAUGCUGGAGCAGCAGGAACGUGAGAGGCAGGAAAAGGAGCGUCAGGAGAGAGAGGCGCAGGUGGAGAAGGAGAGACUGGAGCAGGAGCAACGGGAGCAGCGGGAGCAGCAGGAGCGUACUGAGAGCGAGCUGAUGGAGAGGGAGAAGGUGGAAAGAGAGCAACUGGAGAAGGAACAGGAGCCAUUGGACAGAGAGCAGCAAGACUGGGAGAGAGGGAGACGCAUCUCCAACGCCGCCUUUGAAAGCACACUCUGCACUCCGGAGUACAACAGGACAUCCUCCACACCUGUAUCUCCGUCUGUGCCAGCUUACCCAUCUCCUGGGACGCCAUCUUUCUCCUCCUCUACACCCCCAACCCCCCCACUCAGGCACUCAGCCUCCAGAUUUGCCACCUCCCUUGGUUCUGCUUUCCACCCCGUCCUGCCUCAUUACGCCACAGUACCAAGGCGACAGCAGUCCUCUCCCCAAGCCCCACCUCUUGCUCCAGCCCCUGCACCCACUACUACUCCAGUCAAAUCUGUGGUCUGUAAUUUUACCCCCCUGCCCCCCUCACCCCCUGUCAUGAUAAGCAGUCCACCAGGAAAGGCCACAGGUCCACGGCCUCUCAUUCCCAUUGCUACACCUUCUCCUCUCAGCCAAAAGUCCCCCUCGCCAUCACCCAACGGCCCUCCCAUGUUUCCUGCCCCUUCCCCUGUCACCAUACUGCACAGCCACAUACCUCUUGGCAUUGCCUGCCCGACGCCACCUCCCCCCCCUACUCCUCCCCCUCUCCCUUCACCCAUAGCUACCCCUCCGUCUUCCUCCUCCUCCGUCUUGUCUUCCCCCUCCUUAUCCCAGGCUCCUGGUGUGCCCUCUCCCUCCACAGCGUCCCUUGCUGUUGCAGCAGCCACCGCCUCUGCCUCUGCUGAACACCUCUCCCUCCCCAUGGGUCUGGGCCUGUCGGGGCCAGAGGAAGCAAACACGCCCACAGGCCCAGAGCCCCACCCAGCACAGGGGGACUCCUGUCAGCCCCAGCCCCAUGAUGUGGUGCAAAGCCCUGGUUUAAACAACCCCACCCCACCCCCACCUCCACCACUGCCACCUAACUCAACUGUGACAUCUGCAACUGCUAUCCAUGCUGCCACCCCCAUCAUUCCUGCAGGCCACCCACCUCCUCCCCCACCUCCUCCACUCCCCCCUACACUGACUCCUGGCGGGACACCCCCUCCUCCACCAGUUCCACCUCCUCCUCUUGGAGUCCCACCACCACCCCCAGCUCCUCCCCUUCCCACUGGCCAGUUCUCUUCUGCGGAGGACCGCCCCCUCUCAGGCUUGGCUGCCGCACUUGCUGGAGCCAAGCUCCGCAAAGUGUCGCGGAGUGAUGAUGCAGGGGCUGCCCUGGCAGCAACAAUAUCGGGGGCUGUAGGAAACACAGGGGCUAAAUCUGAGGCCAGGGGCAAUGGGCCUCUGGCUGGAGGAGGAGGCCUUAUGGAGGAGAUGAGCGCCUUACUGGCCAGGAGGAGAAGAAUAGCAGAGAAGGGGUCUUCACCUGAGCCUGACCAGAGAUCAGAGGAGGGAGAGAUAAAUACUACCCCAAAAGUCUCAGCUUGUAGCACACCAGACAUGCCCAGGAAGCCAUGGGAAAGAACAAACGCCAUGAAUGGUAGCAAAUCUCCAGUUAUUGGAAGACCUAAAGCCACUCCUACACCUACUUCAUCCAUAAGUGCCAACGGUGUGCCAAUCGAAGCCGUUGAUUAUGACAAAUUGAAACAGGACAUUCUUGAUGAAAUGAGGAAGGAGCUGUCAAAACUAAAAGAAGAGCUUAUUGAUGCAAUCAGGGAGGAGCUGGGCAAGUCCAGCACAGCAUAGAGGAUCCAGCUCCCUGCUCGCAGCAUCUACACCCACGUGACCUGACAGACCACCAUGGCCCAUUUAAGAUAUGACAGUUUAACAGCAUAGUGAAGACACAACAAGAAUGGUGGAGAGGAUGACUUUCAGCAGUCAUAUUGUUCUACAUAGGAGACAGUGGAGGGUGAAGCACUGUCAGACAGAGCAGCAGUGGACAGGGUGGUGGCAGAAGACUGUGAUUCUGAGGAUCCAUUUGGUGAGACUUUAGCUUUCCACUUCCCCCUCUCACCCUUCCAGUUUCCCUCCUGCUGAGAACAUUGUAUCCUGGAGGACAAUGCAUUGUCUGGCAGAGAAGUGGAGUAUGUCUUUAUGCAAAGAUGGCUUCUCUCUAUUUAUCCUACAAUAAAAAACAAAAACACACACACACACAAAACAAACAAUAUUGAACUCUUCACUGAUACUCCAUUAACCAUAAGUGAACAGAGCGAUGAAUCAGAGCUGUUGUGAUUUACUAUCAAACAUUUUAUUACAAAGGUUUGGAGACAGGAAGAAUUUAGGGAAAUAAAAAACUUUUCCCAUAAUGCGAUAGGGGUAGCAUGUGUGCAUGAAUGUGUAGGUGUGUGAAUGAAUGAGUAUGAAGGACUGUAGUCCACCACUGCAGGACACUGUAAAGCUUGUCUUCCUCAAAUACUAUUUUAACCUAAAUAUUCACAAAAAGAUACAUUAAUUUAGAGUGAAAGUAUCUAUUAAACAUGUCUGUCUGUAGAUCUAUGGCCAUAUCAAGUAAUUCAAUAACCCAGUGUUUUAAAUGGGAUGUCCUCUUGUCUUUUUUUUGAUUGUAGUUAUAAUCAGAAGAAUCGUCAUCUCCCUCCUCAAGUGAGAUGCUUUCCAGUUAUUUCUUGGUUCAUACUGUUGGAAGGUUAAUAAAUUAAACUCAUAGCCAUCUAGCAAACUUUCGCUCAUCAAGCUAAGUGAAACACAGCCAGACAUGUAGAUAGAACUUUUCCUUCUUGCAUGUUUCGGUUUGCAAACUUUCCUUCACCCUUUGCUCUCAGUCUGUCCUGUCUGUUAUGUUUAGGUGCUCAGUUUGACAGCGAGGGUCGUAAGUCUGCCACGAAACUGCAUUAUAAGCAAUAAGUGUAGCAUUUAUCCGAAGCACCACCACACAUCAUUUUAGGUGCCUGUGUGUCCGUUGCAGGCCUCCUGUUGGACAGUGCUGCUGUGUCUCAGCUGUGUGGUAGAUUUUCUAUGAAAUUGAAUGCUAAUGUGAAAUAACAUCAGCGUUUCAUGAAACUUUUUUUUCUCUCAUCUAAGGAAAUCUAAAGAUGUUUUAUGUCAAGCCACAUUUUUUUAAACUUAAGUAAAAUUUUUAAAGAGGCACCAAACAACCCAAAUGUGUAACAGAAGAUUUCCAUAUGGGGACAUUAAUGUGCCAUUUACUCUUAUACCAGUGCUUGCUGAUGGUUUUUUUUUUUUUUUUUUUGGCCUUUUUCUUCUUGCUGCUGUCAAAUCCUUUACAUAAAAAGCUGGAUUUUCCCUGUGUUAUGUAUUGCUUUAUUUGGGAAAAAACACAUUUGUUCCCACUUCUUUCAGUUCAGUGCUCAGUUUCUUUAUCUGAAAGCUCUAUGUUCAAUCAUCUUGAGAGGGAUAUGAUACAAUUUGAUAGGCUGAUGUGUAAACACUGAUCAAAAUAAGAGUUCAAAUUCCACGUUACAGUUUUCAGAGACUUUAAAUUCUUUCCCCUCAAAAAGCCCAGUCUGUUGUGACUAGGGCCCGACCGAUAAAUUGUCAGGCCAAUUAAAUCGGCUGAUAUUGGCCGUUGUUUUCCCGAUUAUACGCCGAUUUAUUCUUACUUUCUGAUAAAACAGUAAAUGCUGUUAAGUGUCCGUCUUGCAGAAUGAUGUCCUUGCAGCUUUUGUCCACUAGAUGGAGCUCUGACUCCAAUAAAUCCCACAGUCAUCCCGUCUUUUCGACAAGGUUAGCUAGUACCUAGCCAGGUUAUAUUAAAGCAGUAGGCCGAGUGGAGCUUGCCGACAGGUAAGUUUAUAAUAAUGUUGUGAAAUUAAUGACUCAGCAUGUGUCCAGUUUCAGUUUAACUCAAUUUGCCAUGUGUAAUGACGAGUGACGCGUGCUUCAUUGUCGGUCAGCUUUUUAUUUACGCUGCAUUGUUGAAAUUGGGCUAAAUUAGCUUAAGGUGCUCCCUGUUUAUGUUAGCAAAAACAUCGCUGUUGUUAUCCCAAUUUAGCAUAGCAUUAGCUGAGUAGUCAGUAACUGCAGAUAUAACAUAAAUGUAUAAAAUAUCUGAGAGUACAGAACGAGCGUUCGUCAGUCCGUCAGCUGCAGGUUGAAGCGUAUUUUAGGAGGAGAGAUGUGAAUGCAGCACCAAAACUUUAUUAAUAUUACAGUCUGUCUUCACCACCGUCAUGGUGUCUCCCUUAGUUUUACUUUGUCAGAAAAUACCAACGUGACCGGCUGUAACAGCGACUCACUAUGUGUUACAACUAGUACCAGAUCAUUUCUGACAUUAUACAUAAAAUACAACCCUAUCAAAGAUGACAUCUUGUUUUUACAUUUCAGAAAAGUGUGUCUGGUUCAUAUAUGAUACAUGCCACGAUAUAUUUCAUGGCAAAGAAAAUAUUGGAGUAAAGAAAAUGUAAUUUACCAUUGAAGGGCAUCAGAAGGCUGCAUAAAUAAUGUUUAGCUAACGUCACUCAUGUUGGUUAUAUAAGCCAUAUAUAUAUUUUCCUACCUGUACUUUAACCUACUUAUAAUUUGCAUCAGCAAGAAGUACAAAACAAGGUAUAUUUAAUUAAUUCAUCAUUCAUUUAUGCAAUUCAUUCAUAGGUUAUAUAUUUUAAUUGUCCAGUUAUUGAAUGCUUAGUUGAAUGUUUCUGUUGUAAAGUUAAACAUAUGAGGACAAAAUAUUGUGAAAAGUAAAAUGUGCUGCCUGUAAUUCAUACAUUUGUUGGUGUAAGCGUUACUUAACCAAAAAUUAAGUUAAUUUAUUCAUUAUAUACUUUUUAAAAACUGCUAUUUAAUCGGUAAUCAGACAUUUUUUCUGCCAAAUAUUGGAAUCGGUAUCGGCUUUAAAAAAAAUCCAUAUCGGUCGGCCCCUAGUUGUGACUGAUCAGCUCUAAUCAAUUUAUUCAGCACAACCUCACACCAUUCUGCAUCAGCUCUGUUGAAAUCUGACAUGCAGAUAAAAAGUCUGUCAGGGAUGUUCAGUUCUGGUCCUCGAGGGGCUCUAUCCUGGAGGUUUUAGAGGUUUUCCUGCUACAACACACCUGAUUCAAAUGAAUGGAUAAUUAACAGACUUGUGCAGACCUUGACAAACUGAUGGGGAGAUCCAUUUAAUGUGAGUCGUCGUGCAUACAUAUAAAACCUGCAGGAUUGAGGCCCGUGAUGAACACAGUUGGACAUUCCUGGUCUUUUUUUUUAGUGCAAAUUUAGUAUAAACACAUUUUUAAUUAUUUAAUUGGAAAUGACAACUUAAAAACACCAUUAAGAAUACCUGACAAAUACUUUUAUACUCAUCUUGAACCAGACAGUGGUCUGGAAGUGAUGAACAGUACCAGAUACAGAAGAUCAUAUACAAACUUGUAAGCCUUAAAUUUGGUAUCACAUAACAAGUGUGUGUGUACCAUAGCCACAGUUUACAGUCACUGUUCUGCUUUUUAAGUGUGAAUUGCUUUUAAACUAAAUGCUCCUACUGCUGAACCCAGUUUUAGUUAGAAAUAUGUAGGUACUAAUUGCCCAAUUUGUUAUGAUUAUGACCAGAUUUCAAACUUUGUGUCCAAGAAAAAGGUUUGUCAUCAAUGGCUGGCUGUUGGCUGCUAGCACCCGUCCUGGAUGUCAUUCUGUAAAACUGUGUCUAAGGGCUUUGACGUACAUACUGUAAGACAGCACAUAUAGGAAUUUCCUCGUCAGUUUCUGUCAUUUGAUAGAGACUGGGUCAAAAAUACCUUGAAAAAUAAACAACAUAAAGCAGAAUUUCUAGACUCAAUGUAGCUGAACUGGUGCCAUAGCCUUUUGAUUUGAGUGUGGAGGAGUAUUGGCAUCAUGUUCACAGGUUCAGGUUCACUUCACACUAUUAACUCAUAUUCUUAUCCACUUUUUUCAAAAGCAAACAUCCAGCUAAGAGGCUCACUGUAUUGAGUGUUUCCACAGAAGUGAUUGCACUUUAAGACAGAAACUUGCAAAGCAAUCAAACAUCCUCUGACAGCAGUUGUCCGAAGCAUCUCCGCCAGCAGUGUGGCUCUCUCACCAAAGGAUUUAACCCUGAAGCCUCCUGCUGAGCAUCAUCACUCUCAACAAAGUCGCCUUUUUUUUCUUUGUAUAUUUUUUGUCAAUAGAUUUACAAUAUUACAAAAAAAAAGACA